Molecule: messenger RNA, 891 nt
Organism: Lolium rigidum
Lineage: Eukaryota; Viridiplantae; Streptophyta; Magnoliopsida; Poales; Poaceae
Product: protein MEI2-like 6
Exons: 4
Coding region: 1-891 (296 amino acids)
Molecular function (GO): nucleic acid binding
Source: RefSeq, a predicted model, not a curated record
AUGGCCGCCACCUCCGCCUCCCGCCUGGACCGCCCGCCCGCCUUUCCUCCCUUCGACGUCCCCGUGCCCUACGCCCGGGGCCAGCUCUACUCCACCAAGACCCCGCCUUUCACCCUGCCGCGCAGCUGCCUCCUCCCGCCGCCCCCUCUGCCGCUGGCCUGCGCCGGCCACGGUCCCGUCGGCUGCGCCUACUCCGCCGGCUCGCCCCCGCCCUUCCCGCCCUUCCCGUGGGCUACGCCGCCGCCGCUGUCGCCGAUGCGCUGCAGCAUCGCGGAGAUCGAAGAGUCCGCCAACGCCAAGGCGGAGGUGGAGGAUAACUUCUCCCCCCGCUCCGUCCUCACGCCCUGGAGGCGGGCCACCCCCGCCCCCGCCUCGCCGCCGCCCCUGCCUCUCGUCGUCGGGGGCAAGCGAGCCUUCGACCCGACCAGCGACAAGACUUCUCUAAUGAUCUGCAAUAUCCCCAACAGCUUCGUGAAACGGAGGUUCAUGUCCAUCCUGGACCAGCAUUGCGCCCAGGAGAACAACAACCCCGAGUGGCGCGUCGUCGGCUUCGUCAGAUCGGAGUACGACUUCCUCUACCUCCCAAUCGACUUCAGGACAAAGUACAACAAGGGCUACGCCUUCGUCAACAUGACGACGGCGACGGCGGCGCGGCGCCUGCACGCCUUCCUCCACGGCCACAGCUGGGCCUCCAUCGGCUCCGCCAAGGUCUGCGAGGUCGUGUACGCCGACAUUCAGGGGGUGGACUCCCUGUCGGCGCACUUCUCCGGCUCCAGGUUCCCCUGCGGCGGCAACAAGGAGUACCUGCCGGUGCGCUUCGGCCCUCCCAGGGACGGCCACCGCCAGACGGUGGAGCGCGUCAUCGGCCGCGCGGUGCCCCGUCCCCGCUGA